AAAGCAUGCUACCAAAUCCAGAGCAGUUGCCAAUUCCAAUUUGACAAAAAUAUAAAAAACUAAUUACUGUUACACAUAUCUAUUGUUUUAAAAAUUCAGAAGAUGCAGGCUUGCCUCUGCAUUAUCAGUUGGCAGUUUGAUUAGUGUUAAAGAAAAUGGCAGGUACUUGAGAAUUGAAUCACCAGGAAUCUGACUAAUUUUUAGAAAAGGCAGAUAUGCUCACAUGGGUCUAUGGUUUGAUGAUCUAGCCUGAAGAAAACCAUAGUAAGGUUCAGAUAUGAUGUAGCUUAUGUUGUGAAUACAAUACAAUACACACCAAAUUAAGAUAAGAUAAGAUAACCUUUAUUGUCAUUUUUUUACUGUAGGCACAAUGGCACACAUCAAAAAUGAAAUUUAGUUGCCCGCUCUCAAAGUGAAACACAUACAUGACACACACCUAAACAUACUAUGAACAACAUAUGAAUGCUUCUGGCGCAGUUCUUCUGAUUUGGCACAAUCUUUUGUCCAUAAUACAAGGAACCCCAAUUACGUUGUUUAAGGUGUGUGUAUUUCAGCGCAGCAUGGCUGUGGUCAUCCGCUUACAAGGUCUCCCAAUUGUGGCGGGGACUAUGGACAUUCGUCACUUCUUCUCUGGAUUGACCAUUCCUGAUGGGGGCGUGCAUAUUGUAGGGGGUGAGCUGGGUGAGGCUUUCAUCGUCUUUGCCACUGAUGAAGAUGCAAGGCUUGGUAUGAUGCGCACAGGUGGUACCAUUAAGGGGUCCAAAGUCACCCUGUUGCUAAGCAGUAAAACUGAAAUGCAAAACAUGAUUGAACUCAGUCGUAGGCGUUUUGAAACAGCAAAUCUAGAUAUACCGCCAGCAAAUGCUAGCAGAUCUGUUCCACCACCUAGUUCUGGAAUAAGUAGUAGGGUGACUCUUUCUACUACAGUAUCUAAUUUUAACAGCCCUUCUCCUAGUGUAGUAACUGCAGCUACUUCAGUUCACGAAAGCAACAAAAACAUACCAACAUUUUCCACUGCUAGUAUGGGAACUGCACCUCCCAAUAUGGGUGUUACUUUUGGAAGUCCCACUUUUAGCUCUACUAUAUCUAGUACUGCAUCGCCAAUGAACACAGUUCCACCUCCACCAAUACCUCCUAUUCCAGCUUUACCAUCAUUGCCCCCAAUGCCUUCUAUUCCUCCCAUACCUGUUCCGCCUCCUGUUCCUACAUUGCCUCCUGUGCCUCCUGUCCCCCCAAUACCUCCUGUUCCUCCUGUCCCACCUAUGACAUCUCUGCCUCCUUUAUCAGGAAUGCCUCCUAUGAAUCCCCCACCUGUUGCUCCUUUGCCUGCUGGAAUGAAUGGGUCUGGAACAGCAAUGAAUUUAAGCAGUAACUUGAAUCCAAUGUUCAUGAAUCCUAUGAAUGCCAUUCAGAUAAAUUCUCAAAGUAGCAUGAAAUCUCUUCCUAUCAAUCCAGACGAUUUGUAUGUCAGUGUUCAUGGAAUGCCAUUUUCAGCAACAGAGUCUGAUGUCAAAGAUUUUUUCCAUGGACUCCGUGUGGAUGCAGUACAUAUUCUGAAAGAUCAUGUGGGGCGCAAUAAUGGAAAUGGACUAGUUAAGUUUUGCUCUCCUCAAGAUACAUUUGAAGCCUUGAAAAGAAACAGGAUGCUGAUGAUUCAGCGUUAUGUCGAAGUUAGUCCGGCAACAGAGAGACAGUGGGUUUCUGCAGGAGGUCAUAUAACAUUCAAGCAAACUAUGGCUCCUUCUGGACAAAACCAUCCUCCUCAAACUCUCUCUAUGUCCAAAUCUCCUAAUGGACAGAAAAGAUCAAGAUCCAGAUCUCCUCAUGAUCAGGGCUUCUGCGUUUAUUUGAAAGGUCUUCCCUUUGAAUCUGAGAACAAACAUGUAAUUGAUUUCUUUAAAAAACUAGAUAUUGUGGAAGACAGCAUUUACAUAGCUUAUGGACCCAAUGGGAAAGCACUUGGUGAAGGUUUUGUUGAAUUCAGAAAUGAAACUGACUACAAAUCAGCUUUGUGUCAUCAUAAACAGUACAUAGGAAAUCGUUUCAUUCAAGUUCAUCCCAUAACUAAAAAAGCUAUGUUAGAAAAAAUAGAUAUGAUUCGGAAAAGACUACAGAAUUUCAACUAUGAUCAGAGAGAAAUUAUGAUAAAUGCAGAAGGAGAGACGAACCCAUCUAAACUCUGUGCACAUAUAUCUAAUAUCCCCUACAAUAUUACCAAAAUGGAAAUUCUUCAAUUUCUUGAGGGGCUGGCCGUAGAGGAAAAUUCUAUACAGAUACUUGUUGAUACUAAUGGACAAGGAUUAGGACAAGCACUGGUCCAAUUCAAAACUGAAGAAGAUGCUCGUAAGUCAGAGCGCCUGCAUCGAAAGAAACUGAAUGGGAGAGAUGUUGUGUUGAGAGUGAUUUCUCUUGAAGAAAUGAGAGAAAUUGAGAGAAAUCCUCCCUCUCAAGGGAAAAAAAUGUUGAAAAUGCCAUUGCAAGGGAGUACAGCAAUGCCAGGAGUACAAAAUGCUGGUGGGGAUGAGCAUUCUUUCAUAAGUGGUAGUUCAAAAGAUGCAAAGAGUGGUCCUCCUUUUCAUUUUCCUGGCAAUUUCAGUGGUUCUAAUGUAUUUGGUCCUCCUCUUCCACCACCAGGAAUAGGGGGAGGUGGUUUUGGUGACUCCAGGCCAGGAAUGCCUACUAUCGGAAGCAGUGGCUUGCCUGUUCUGCCUGGUACAGGUAUUGAUGUCCCAGGUUUUGGAGGUGGGCCUGGUAAUUUAACAGGGCCCUCUAGUUUUGGAGGAGGUCCUCAGAAUUUUGGGAAUGGUCCUGGUAAUUUAACUGGUCCUCCUAGUUUUGGUAGUGGACCUCCAGGUCUUAGUAGUGGGCUAGGACAUAUAAGUGGACCUCCGGGGUUUGGACCUGGACCUGGAAACAUGCAUAUUACUGGGCCACCUGGGUUUGGAGCUGGCUCUGGUAAGCCCGGGCCUACUGUCAUUAAAGUUCAAAAUAUGCCCUUUACUGUAUCAGUGGAUGAAAUUUUGGAUUUUUUCUAUGGUUAUCAAGUUAUCCCAGGUUCAGUGUGUUUAAAAUACAAUGAGAAAGGCAUGCCUACCGGUGAAGCAAUGGUUGCAUUUGAAUCUCGUGAUGAAGCAAUGGCAGCUGUUGUUGAUCUGAAUGACAGACCAAUAGGCUCACGAAAAGUCAAACUUAUGGCUCACUGCGUGACCAAGGUGGAACUGUCCAUUUCCUGUGACAACCUGAUUGAUAAAGAUGUUGGCUCAAAAUCUGAUCCUCUGUGUGUCUUGCUUCAAAAUGUUGGUGGUGAUCAGUGGACUGAAUUGGAUCGAACUGAAAAAAUAAAGAAUUGCCAGAAUCCUCAAUUUUCAAAAAAGCUGCUAAUUGAUUAUUAUUUUGAGAAAGUUCAAAAGCUGAAAUUUGGUAUAUAUGAUAUUGAUAAUAAGUCAUAUGACUUAAGUGAUGAUGAUUAUCUUGGAGGUGCUGAAUGUACCCUGGGUCAGAUUGUAUCAAGUAAAAUACUUGUUCAGCCUUUAAUGUUGAAGAAAGGAAAGCCUGCAGGAAAAGGCACUAUUACGAUUUGUGCAGAAGAGAUUAAAGAUACCAGAGUUGUUUCUAUUGAUGUUGAAGCUCGGAAUUUAGACAAAAAGGACUUCUUGGGCAAAUCAGACCCAUUUUUGGAAUUCUAUAAACAGAGUGAUAGUGGAAAAUGGCAACUUGUAUACCGAUCAGAGGUAAUUAAGAACAAUUUAAAUCCUUCCUGGAAAAAAUUCAGCGUACCUUUGCAAACAUUUUGUAGCGGUGACUUCAACAGGCAAAUCAAGGUGCACUGUUAUGAUUAUGAUAGUGAUGGGUCACAUGAUUUAAUAGGCAGUUUCGAAAGUACCCUGUCCCAGCUACAGAAGGCAGGUGACAGUUCUCCGGUUGAAUUUGAAUGUAUUCACCCUGAAAAAAAAAGAAAAAAGAAGAGUUACAAAAACUCUGGCAUUAUUAGAUUGAAAUCCUGCAAGAUUGAAACAGAAUAUUCGUUCCUGGAUUAUAUCAUGGGUGGUUGCCAAAUUAAUUUCACUGUGGGGAUAGAUUUUACUGGCUCCAAUGGAAAUCCAAAGUCACCAGAUUCUCUUCACUAUAUUAGUCCAAAUGGGAUAAAUGAAUAUCUCAGUGCUAUCUGGUGUGUGGGUGGUGUGGUCCAGGAUUAUGACACUGAUAAGUUGUUUCCUGCCUUUGGAUUUGGAGCUCAAGUUCCUCCAGAUUGGCAGGUUUCCCAUGAAUUUGCAUUGAACUUUAAUCCUGCAAACCCUUAUUGCCAAGGAAUCCAAGGAAUUAUAGAUGCCUACCGACAGGCCUUGCCUCAGAUUCGUCUCUAUGGUCCAACAAACUUUUCUCCAAUUAUAAAUCACGUUGCUAGAUUUGCUGCUCAUUCAGCUCAAGAAAAGACUGCUUCUCAAUACUAUGUUUUACUGAUAAUCACAGAUGGGGAGAUAACUGAUCUGGACCAAACUAGGCAAGCCAUUGUAAAUGCCUCCAAGCUGCCUAUGUCCAUCAUUAUUAUUGGUGUUGGCAGUGCUGAGUUCAAAGCCAUGGAAUUUUUAGAUGGGGAUGAUGGUGUCCUGAAAUCAUUGGCAGGGGAGCCAGUUGCACGAGAUAUUGUCCAGUUUGUGCCUUUUAGACAGUUCCAAAAUGCUCCUCGGGAAGCCCUUUCCCAGGCAGUAUUGGCUGAAAUCCCUAGACAACUAGUCUCCUACUUCAAGAAAACUGGCCUGACUCCUGUAAAAUUGCCUUCACAAAAGCAACCAUAAAGCAGAGAAUAUUUUUAUUGCUUAAAUAUACAGUCAGGAAAAUAAUGCUGCAGACAGAAGGUUUUUUUUUAAUAAAAGCAUUUAUCUUCUGGCAUCCAGUAACACUGCACUCAAAAACAUUUCUGUGGUUCUGCAUAUAAUGCUCAUGUUCUAUGCAGAAAAUGUAUAGGAUCUGUACAUGUAUAGGAAAUAUAUAGGAACUCUCAUGCCUAUUAAGAAUCUAGUGGCUAUCUCAAAUUGUAGGAUUUGGCUAUCAGUUUGUAUUCUGUAUAUCUGCAUACACUUUGUACAGCAUGGAAUCAAAUUGAAGAAACUUGGGUUUAGAACAAGAUUAAAGCUUUACGGUAUAUUUUUUCUGUUAAAAUUAUAUAACUUGGAUAGAUCUUAGCAGUGGUUUUGGAAAGGUGAUGAUACUUAACUAGGUUACUAAAUGGUUGAUGGUCCCUGUGAUCAUGCAGAAGUUGUAACCUCAAAACUAUAUUAUUUUUUAGCACAAGCCUAUAUUUUAUGCAAGAUAAUCUGAUUACAAGAACUUCACAUAUGUUGCAUAUAUCAGAAAUUCACUUUAAAAAUAGUUGACAUGCAUGAUUUCUUUCUCUAAUUUAGAAUACUAUGAACAUCUAGCUGCUGUGAACUUUUUCACUGAUACAGAAAUAUGUGUGUGUGUAUAAUACACACUAUAUAAUAUAAUAUAUAAUGAUAAAUGCUAUAUUGUAUAUAUACAUAUAUACAUCAUUUAUUAUAUAUUCCUAGACAAUUUCUCAUCUGUAGAAAGACAAAUCUUCUUGCACUGUUAUAGCAUUGCCUUAAUUUUUGUGGGUCUUUAUGAAAUGACAAAUAUUAAAACUAUUUUCUUUAUAAAGGAAUUGUACUAUACAUUACCAAAGCUGAAUACAAAUCAUUGUUUAAUGUUUUAAAUAAUGCUGUUUACAUUCAGACAUGUUUCUUAAGGGCAUUUUCUUAUAUUUCAAAUUAUGUUUUAAAGUAUAUUUCAUUCAUGUAUUUCACUGAUACUAGUAGAGAAGUGACAAGUAAGAAUUUGAACCCUAACUCCAACCCUAAGUUGCAGGAACCUUAGAUGCUUUCAGCUACAGCAAUACUAGUUUACAUUAAAUACUUUCAGUUAUAGUUUUGGAAAGUUCAUUUCAAAUUUUCUAUAACUUUGGAGUAUGAAAGCUUUUUAAAAGAAAGUGCAAAUCUUAUUGAUCUAAAGGAAAAUGUGUUUGAAUAAAUUUAACAAUAAUAUCAAAUAUUAUUUAUAAAUCCAAAUAUAAGGAAAUUAAGUCUGUGCUUAGAUAAUGAAAUAAUUUGUCUAAUGCUGAAUUUGCAGUUUGAUCCAAGUAGAGCUGCUUUGUUAAUGAAUGCAUCAAACAAAGAUAUUUUAACUAGAGGUAGUUCUUGAUUUACAACCAUUUGUUUAGCCACUAUUCAAAGUUAUAACAGCAAUGAAAAAGUGACUUAUGAAUGAUCCUUGCACUUAGGGCCAUUGCAGCAUCUCCAUUGUCACAUGAUCAAAAUUUGGGUGUUUGGCAUUUGUGAUGCAUUUACAAUAGUUAGUGUCCUGGAAUCAUGUGAUCACUUUCUCAUCUGGCUUCGAACAAGCAGAGUAAAUGGAGGAAGCUGGAUUCGUUUAACAAUUGCAUGAUUCACUUAACAGCAGCAGUGAUUCACUCAACAACUGUGUCAGUAAAGGUGAUAAUAUUAGGUGCAACUCAGUUAAUAACCACCUUGCUUAGCAGGGGAAAUUCUAGCCCCAAUUGUGGUCAUGAAGACUACUGGUAUAAUCACAUUAUACUUAUCAUAUUACAUCUCAGUUGAAAUUAACUCUAUAGUAAUAAUAUUGUGUCCGUUUUCAAUCCUUGAGAAAAAUUGCUUUUGCUGUAUUUUUUAGACAGAUUUAGACUUGUUCUCUAUCAUGAUAGAAUGUAGGAUACACAUAACAGAUUUAAAUUUUAGGGAACCACUCUGAAGAAAUUACAUCCUUUCUGCUUUUGAAAGUUUUACGAUUUCUCAUUCAAUAGGAAUUUGGAUUCAAUUUCCAGGGCCUACCCUAUACUCAUACCAGGAUGAUAACAGUUGAUUUCUAAGAUGGUAAAAUAAAUAAUACAAACUUAGACUGUAGUUGAAAAGCACUCAGCAACUUUAAUACUUAUUUGUGUUAACAUAUUUCUCAGAAAUAGAAUAUAGUUCUUUUAUAUUUGGAGGAAUAUUAGAAGGAAUUUGUACCUUUUAUAUUUUUUGAUUUUGCCUUUAUUACUUUUAUAAAUAUCUCAAAACAGAGAACAUAUACAAUACUCCUUUCUAUUUUCCUCAUAACAGCAAUCCUGUAAGGUGAGUUGGGCUAAGAGAGAGUGCCUGGCACAAAAUCAUGCAGCUGGAUUUCGUGCCUAAGGCCGAACUAGAAUUCACAGUCACCUGGUUUCUAGGCCAGCACUUUAACCACUAUUCCAAACUGUUUAAAAUUUUUAAACCACAUUUUUAAAAGGUAUCUCCAGCCUUUUUGAAAAUUGCCUGUUUGGACAAUCUUCUAUUGCACUGUUUGAUUAAAUGUUUAAUGGAAAUAAUGUUUCUAAUGUAAGAAUGCCAUUCUGUAUUAAAUCUCCGUAUAAAUUUUAA
This is a messenger RNA of Crotalus tigris (Tiger rattlesnake), 7412 nucleotides long. RefSeq names its product RNA-binding protein 12-like. The coding region runs from base 459 to 4796 and encodes 1445 amino acids. Gene Ontology annotation, biological process: regulation of canonical NF-kappaB signal transduction; positive regulation of tumor necrosis factor-mediated signaling pathway; cellular response to calcium ion. The transcript is spliced from 17 exons. Lineage: Eukaryota; Metazoa; Chordata; Lepidosauria; Squamata; Viperidae. Gene Ontology annotation, cellular component: plasma membrane. The record is from RefSeq and is a predicted model, not a curated record. Gene Ontology annotation, molecular function: calcium-dependent phospholipid binding; RNA binding.